AUGUGUCCCUCCCACCCAAUUGAGUCGAGCGCUGUCAGCGAAUCCAAAUAUAUCAACUUUCCCUCAUUGCCGACAGACGCGAAGCACCCAGAUGGAUCCCCCGCACUCAAUCGCCAUUCCCACACUAUCACCAAGGGACAUGACUUCCCCGGUGCACGGGCUAUGCUCUACGCCGCCGGUGUCCCCGACAAGGAAGCAAUGGCCAAAAGCCCACAUGUCGGUGUUGCUUCAGUGUGGUGGGAAGGAAACCCCUGCAACAUGCACCUGAUGGAUCUGGCCAAGACUGUCAAGAAAUCUGUCUGUGAGCAGGGCAUGCUUGGAUGGCAAUAUAAUACCAUUGGUGUUUCGGAUGCCAUCACCAUGGGCAGUGAAGGAAUGAGAUUCUCCCUCCAGACCCGUGAAGUCAUCGCCGACAGUAUCGAGACCGUCACCUGUGCGCAAUACCACGAUGCAUGCAUUGCGAUUCCCGGUUGCGACAAGAACAUGCCUGGUGUGGUCAUGGGCAUGGCGCGCCACAACCGCCCUUCAAUCAUGAUCUACGGUGGAACUAUUGGUAUUGGAUACUCCGAUCACUUGCGGAAGCCCAUCAACGUCUCAACCUGCUUUGAGGCUGCGGGUGCCUAUGCCUACGGUACGCUGCGCCAGCCCGAUGACGGCGGCGACACGACCAAGACUCAAGAUGAGAUCAUGGACGAUUUGGAAAAGCAUGCUUGUCCUGGCGCUGGCGCUUGUGGCGGUAUGUUCACGGCUAAUACCAUGGCUACGGCCAUUGAGUCGAUGGGCUUGUCGCUUCCUGGUUCGUCUUCGACGCCCGCUGAAUCGCCGUCCAAGAUGCGUGAGUGUGUACGUGCUGCCGAUGCCAUCAAGGUCUGCUUGGAGAAGAACAUCAAGCCACGAGAUCUCUUGACCAAGCGUUCAUUCGAGAACGCUCUCGUCAUGACCAUGGCACUGGGCGGUAGUACUAACGGUGUACUUCAUUUCUUGGCCAUGGCCAGGACGGCCGACGUGGACUUGACAUUGGAUGAUAUCCAGCGAGUCAGUAACAAAAUUCCCUUCAUCGCCAACCUGUCACCCAGUGGCAAGUACUACAUGGCGGAUCUGUAUGAGAUUGGAGGUAUCCCGUCUGUUCAGAAGCUGCUGAUCGCGGCCGGUCUGCUCGACGGUGAUAUUCCUACAGUGACGGGCAAGACGCUGGCUGAGAACGUCGCCUCCUUCCCCUCCCUUCCGGAAGGACAGGAUCUCAUCCGGCCUUUGAGUAACCCAAUUAAGUCAAGCGGCCACUUGCAGAUCUUACGUGGCAACCUUGCACCCGGCGGUGCCGUCGCCAAGAUCACCGGCAAGGAAGGCCUAAGCUUCACCGGUAAAGCUCGCGUCUUUGACAAGGAGCGCCAGCUCAACGAUGCACUCAACGAGGGCCGUAUCCCUCGCGGCGAGAACCUUGUCAUCAUCGUGCGUUACGAGGGCCCUAAGGGUGGACCGGGGAUGCCGGAACAGCUUAAGGCUAGUGCCGCCCUGAUGGGAGCCAAGCUGACGAACGUGGCAUUGAUCACCGAUGGUCGGUACUCAGGGGCCAGCCACGGUUUCAUUGUUGGUCACAUUGUGCCGGAAGCCGCGGUCGGUGGUCCGAUUGCUCUUGUUCGUGAUGGUGAUAUCAUCACCAUCGACGCUGAGACUAAUAGUUUAUCAAUGGACGUGUCGGACGAGGAACUUGCUGAGAGACGUCGUCAGUGGACGCCUCCUUCACCGCAAAUCACCCGUGGUGUGCUGGCCAAGUACGCACGAUUGGUCAGUGAUGCGUCACAAGGAGCCAUGACUGAUCUGUUUUGA
Molecule: messenger RNA, 1827 nt
Organism: Penicillium brevicompactum
Lineage: Eukaryota; Fungi; Ascomycota; Eurotiomycetes; Eurotiales; Aspergillaceae
Gene: ilv3B
Product: putative mitochondrial dihydroxy acid dehydratase
Exons: 3
Coding region: 1-1827 (608 amino acids)
Biological process (GO): branched-chain amino acid biosynthetic process
Cellular component (GO): mitochondrion
Molecular function (GO): dihydroxy-acid dehydratase activity
Source: RefSeq, a predicted model, not a curated record